CCAGUUGUAUAGGCAGCAAGAACGUACUCUCUCACCUAAUCAAAGGGAUACUUGUGCUGUAAGCGAUGGACAGCACGCUGAAACACUGCACUGACCACUGAGCUGAACCUACUCCCCACUCUCCCAUGCAUGCAGCUGCACGCGAGCUAUUUGUAUUUGAUCGCGAUCUCGCGUGCCAGUGAGCAAACAAACCGUUCGCGCGCGCCACCGAUCGAAUUCACGACUGAAUUAGUUUCUUCUUCGUCGUCGUCGUCGUCGAUGACGACGACCGGGAGCACUCCGCCGCGGAAGAACCGGAGCAAUGUCACCGGCGGCGAGGGGGGGAGCCUCGAGGAGUACGCGUGGCGGGCGGCGGGCGAGGCUGCAGCUGCGAAGAAGGCGACGAGGGCGUGGGGCGUCAGCGUCAGCCUCCGGAGCCACUUCAGCUCGCUCGUGCUGCUCCUGCUGCUCCUCCUCGUCGCCCUCGCCGUCUCCGCCACCACCAAGAACGGCGACCCCGCCGAGACGCCUCACGCGCCGCCGCUUCCACCGCCGGCGUCAAUAAAGCUCCCGUCGUCGUCGUCGUCCGGCGGCGGCGAGUGCGACCUCUUCUCCGGGAGGUGGGUGUACGACGAGGCGGCGUACCCGCUGUACAGGGAGAGCGCGUGCAGGGUGAUGUCGGAGCAGUCGGCGUGCGAGAAGUACGGGAGGACGGACCUCCGGUACCAGCAUUGGAGGUGGCAACCCCAUGGCUGCGACCUUCCUAGGUUUGACGCGGAGAAGUUUCUGGGGAAGCUAAGGAACAAGCGGCUGGUGUUCGUGGGCGACUCGCUGAACCGCAACCAGUGGGCUUCCAUGCUCUGCCUCAUCGACACCGGCGCCCCUGAACUCCACACCUCAAUCAACUCCUCCCGAUCUCUCACCACCUUCAAAAUUCACGAGUACAACGCGUCGGUGGAUUUCUACUGGUCGCCGUUGCUGGUGGAGUCCAACUCCGACCACCCGCUGCGCCACCGCGUCGCCGACCGGACCGUCCGCGCCGCCUCCAUCAACAAGCACGCCGCCCACUGGACCAACGCCGACGUCCUCGUCUUCAACUCCUACCUCUGGUGGCAGCGUCCCGCCAUGAAAGUCCUGUGGGGGUCGUUUGACAAUCCGGCGGCGGUGGUGGCGGCGGCGGCGGAGGAAGGGGACGAGUACGCGGUGUCCAAGGUGAUUGACAGCCUGCGCGCGUACGAGCUGGCGGUGAGGACGUGGGCCGACUGGAUGGAGUUCCACGUCGACCGCGCCCGCACCCAGCUCUUCUUCAUGACCAUGUCGCCGACGCACCUCCGCUCCGACGAGUGGGAGGACGCCGCCGCCGCCGCCGCCGGCGGAAACCACGGGUGCUACGGCGAGACGGAGCCGAUCGCGGCGGAGGAGUACAGGGGGACAAGCGGGACGGACAUGGCGUUCGCGAGGGCGGUGGAGGCGGAGGCGCGGCGGCUCGGGGAGCGCAGCGUGGCGGUGCGGCUGAUCAACGUGACGCGGCUGUCGGAGCGGCGCAAGGACGCGCACCCGUCGGUGCACCGCCGGUACUGGGACCCCGUCACCGACGAGCAGCGGCGCAACCCCAGCAGCUACGCCGACUGCAUCCACUGGUGCCUCCCCGGCGUCCCCGACGUCUGGAACCAGCUCCUCUACGCACACAUCGUCUCAUGAGCCAUGAGACCUCAUAUCGCAUCUCCUUUUUGAUAUAUUUUUUUCUCUUCUUGUAUGCUUUCAAAAAAACAAAUGUAAAUCCUCCAACAAUUGAUAAGUAUUCCGUCACUUUCAAAACACAAACAUUUCUAGAUUGUUUAGUAUAGUACUACUAAGGUUAAGAAAAAAUAAUUAAUAGUAAUCUCUUUGCCCUGAAAAAAAAACAACUUUUAGUCACGAAAUCUGGAAAUAGAUAUAUCUAGACGAAGGUGGAUUCUAAACACUCAAGUGGAUGUCCACUCAUUAAGUGCAUGUCAACUAAAUGAUCAUGAAAAAAAUUCAAAAAAAUUUACAAGAUAAAUUGAUAUAUAAUAUAUCACUACACAAACAUGCAACUUAAAAUUCAACUUUUAUAAGUUGUAACGAAAAUAACAAAAUUAAUUGCGAAUAUACGUAUGCUAAUCAGAGUUUGAUUUUUUAUUUUUGUUACAACUUGUAGAAGUCAAAUUUGAACUUGCAUGUUUGUGGGGGUGAUAUAUUACAUAUGAUUCUAUCUUGUCAAAUUUUUUGAAUUUUUUUCAUACACAUUUAGUUGACAUGCAACAAAUGGGUGGAUGUCCACCUAGGCGAUUAGAAGUGUUUCCCAUAUCUAGAUUUAUAAUCAGAAGUUAUUUUUUUUCUAGCGCGGAGAGCCUUAGGCUUGACUUGAAAAUUCACCAACAUUCGCAUUUCUUUCCUUUGUGCAAAAUGUAGUUUGUAUAAAAGGGUUAACCUUUUUGCAAAGUGGUCAAACAUUAUUUGAAUUCUGAAUUGCUUACAUUUUCCUCCCAAGCAUCCGGUUGGUUGGAAAAUGUAUAGAUUUAUGUGUAUUGAAAUCAAUGUCCUACAAAUGCUUAUAUUCUGAUACAAUUUUGAAUUCUA
Molecule: messenger RNA, 2580 nt
Organism: Oryza sativa Japonica Group (Japanese rice)
Lineage: Eukaryota; Viridiplantae; Streptophyta; Magnoliopsida; Poales; Poaceae
Source: RefSeq, a predicted model, not a curated record